Molecule: messenger RNA, 6571 nt
Organism: Loxodonta africana (African savanna elephant)
Lineage: Eukaryota; Metazoa; Chordata; Mammalia; Proboscidea; Elephantidae
Gene: CRTC1
Product: CREB regulated transcription coactivator 1
Exons: 14
Coding region: 26-1909 (627 amino acids)
Biological process (GO): positive regulation of transcription by RNA polymerase II; protein homotetramerization
Cellular component (GO): cytoplasm; nucleus
Molecular function (GO): cAMP response element binding protein binding
Source: RefSeq, a predicted model, not a curated record
AGGAGGAGGAGGUGGCGGCGAGAAGAUGGCGACUUCGAACAAUCCGCGGAAAUUCAGCGAGAAGAUCGCGCUGCACAACCAGAAGCAGGCGGAGGAGACGGCGGCCUUCGAGGAGGUCAUGAAGGAUCUGAGCCUGACGCGGGCCGCGCGGCUCCAGCUCCAGAAGUCGCAGUACUUACAGUUGGGCCCGAGCCGUGGCCAGUACUACGGCGGCUCCCUGCCCAACGUCAACCAGAUAGGCAGUGGCAGCAUGGACCUGCCCUUUCAGACCCCCUUCCAGUCUUCUGGCCUGGACACCAGCCGGACCACCCGGCACCAUGGGCUGGUGGACAGAGUGUGCCGGGAGCGCGGCCGGCUCGGCUCCCCACACCGCCGGCCCCUGUCUGUGGACAAGCAUGGGAGGCAGGUGGACAGCUGCCCCUAUGGCACCGUGUACCUCUCGCCACCGGCAGACAGCAGCUGGAGAAGGACCAAUUCUGACUCCGCCCUGCACCAGAGCACAAUGACGCCUACCCCACCAGACUCCUUCUCGGGUGGGUCCCAGGAUGCACAUCAGAAAAGAGUUUUACUAUUAACGGUCCCAGGAAUGGAAGAGACCUCGUCUGAGGCGGACAAAAACCUUUCAAAGCAAGCAUGGGACACUAAGAAGACGGGGUCUAGGCCAAAGUCCUGUGAGGUUCCUGGAAUCAACAUCUUCCCGUCCACUGACCAGGAAGCCACGACUGCCCUGAUCCCUGCCACCCACAACACAGGGGGCUCGCUGCCUGACCUGACCAACAUCCACUUUCCCUCACCGCUGCCCACCCCACUGGACCCUGAGGAGCCCCCUUUCCCCGCCCUGAGCAGCUCCAGCAGCACUGGCAACCUCACGGCCAACCUGACGCACCUGGGCCUUGGUGGUGCCCCCCAAGGAAUGACCACACCAGUCUCCUCACCGCAGCACCGCCAGCCAGGCGUCAGCCCCCUGUCCCUGAGCACGGAUACCAGACGGCAACAGGCCCAGCAGGUGCCACCCACCUUAUCCCCACUGUCACCCAUCACUCAGGCCGUGACCAUGGAUGCCCUGUCCCUGGAGCAGCAGCUGCCCUACGCCUUCUUCACACAGGCGGGUGCCCCACCACCACCACAGCCCCAGCCCCCGCCACCGCCGCCACCCACCUCGCAGCAGCAGCCACCCCCGCCUCCAGGCGGUCCUCUGAUGCCCAGUGCCAGCCUGCCGCGUGGCCCACAGCUGCCCCCGCUCCCAGUCACCCUGUCGUCCUCACUGCCCCCGUCCCCUGCUGACAGCCCUGGUCAGCCACCCCUGGGGAUCGACGUCACAUCGGUGCCGUCCCUGCAGCAGUACCGCACGAGCGCCGGCUCCCCAGCCAACCAGUCCCCCACCUCGCCCGUCUCCAACCAAGGCUUCUCCCCCGGGAGCUCCCCACAGCACUCCUCCACGCUGGGCAGUGUCUUUGGGGACUCAUAUUAUGAGCAGCAGAUGGCAGCCAGGCAAGCCAACACCCUGUCCCACCAGCUGGAACAGUUUAACAUGGUGGAGGGAACCAUCAGCUCAAGCAGCCUGUACAGCCCUGGCUCAACACUCAGCUACUCGCAGGCAGCCAUGAUGGGGCUCACGGGCAGCCAUGGCAGCCUGCCAGACACCACACCACUGGGGUACCCGAGCCAUGGUGGCAUCCCCAACAUCAUCCUCACAGUAACUGGAGAGUCCCCGCCCAGCCUCUCUAAAGAACUGACCAGCUCCCUGGCCGGGGUUGGUGAUGUCAGCUUUGACGCUGACGCCCAGUUCCCCCUGGACGAGCUCAAGAUCGACCCCCUGACCCUGGAUGGGCUGCACAUGCUCAAUGACCCCGACAUGGUCUUGGCUGACCCGGCCACCGAGGACACCUUCCGGAUGGACCGCCUCUGAGCAGCCGCCACCACCACCGCCACUGCGGUCAGUGGUCCCCACAGCGCCGCCAUGCACCGGCCGAGCUUGUGAUUCUGAGCUUGCGAUGCUGCAAAGCGCCCCGACCCGCCGUCCCCGCCCACCCGCCGCCUCCUGGUUGCCCCCUGCCCGCUUGUCCCAGCGUGAGGCCGCGGGCCGGGCUGGGUGGGGGUCGGAGGCCUGAGCCCCCUGCUCGUGGCCACCCUCUGGUUGUCCCUGCCGGUUCGCCUAGGCUGUCCGCUUGGGACUGUGUGGGGGUCGGAGGCCUGAGCCCCCUGCCUGUUGCCCUCCCCUGCGCGUUCUCGCCCCUUCUCCUGCCUGGGGCGCGAGUGAGCCCCCGUAAGAUACCAAGAGCAUGUGACAGGUCCGCUGGGCCUGGGGGGCGUAUCGAGGUGCAUCUUCCGACUGUUGUCCAGCUCUCACUGCCUUCCUCUGCCCCGCCCUCCGCCAUCCCCGGCUACCACCCCAGGGAGCUGGCACCAGAGAGGGGGCCCGGACCCAAAGCAAAAUAAACACUAUUUUGACCGCUGUCUUUUAUAUUUCUGAGCACAUGCAAGACGCUGGGCUCUGCGCGGUGAAGGCGCGGUGUGGACUGAGCGUCCCCAGCAGCAGCGCCUGAGCUCCCAGCCUCAGCCGGUCCUGGGUCACCAUCGCUGCGUGAAACUCCUACCCAGGCACGGAUGACAGUUCGCAGACGCUCAGGGAGGCAGGAACGAUUCCGAAGGUUUCAACAGCUUUCAGUUUUUCGUUAUCUGUCCAUGGUCGAUGUUGUUAUGAUUUCAUCCUGCUCUUUAAGGAAUCGGGGUGGGGGGAGCCAGGGCAUUUGUCUUGUUGUUUUUCUUUUUCUUUGGUUCAUAUUUAUAUUUUGGUUGUAGACAAGACCUGAACACUUCUGGCUGACCCUUGGCUGCCAGCAUGUUUGACCCCAACCUCCCUUGUGUAUAUUUUUACUCUUAACUGGAAGUAGGUAUACCCCAAUUUGUCCAAAAUUUAGGGUCCGAGCCACCUGUAUCUGCCAGCACAGUGAACCCCUGGGGAGGGGCUGGAUUUUGGUUGAGGGUCUGUAUGGACCGGGUGGCACUCCCUGCUGCAGGUGUCGGGCUGGCAGGGGGGCACCUACCAAUAUCACCACCCUCUGAGAACCCAGGGCCAAGCUGAUGCCCCAUUCUAGAAGGUUCCUGGUGCUUCUAGAAACACCCCUAAGGCUGGUAAUGUACCUGGGGCUGAGACCGAGCCCUGGGCCAUCUCUGACCCUUUGCACUACAGAUCCCUCGAGGGUCUUUCUGUGGCUGCUUUGGAACUUGAGCCUGUCCCACCCCUCGAAUUGUAUCCAGGUGUGCUCACCUUCGGCUGCCCCACCUGCUGGGCUGGUACCUUCUGCUUAGCUGGUCCUGUGGUGUUGGGCGCCACCUGCAUAGGAUCUGGGGGCAUUCCUUGCUCUGUCUGGGGGAGCGGACUUGACCCAGCUCCAGUCCCCCCUGAUGGCCAGACCAUUCCUCUCUCUGGCCCCUGGCAAUGGUGUUGGCCUGUCCAUGAUCACAUUGCCCUCUGAGAGCCAGAUUCCUCCCUUCCUUCCCCCCCUCCACUGCUGCCGUUCUUGGGAGCAUGUGGCGGGGGCUGGGAACGAGAGGCGGAGACAUUUUUAUUUUAAAGAAACUACAUGUAACUUGUACAUAGGAGAGUUUGAUGAAGAUGCUUAGACUCACACGUGGAACUUUUAAACAACGGCCUUAAUAUAGUGAUCUGCACCCACCUGGCCCCACACUGGUCCCCAGCUCAGGCCCCAUACUCAGCUGGCCGGCCGUGGCUCCCUGAGGAGCCCAGUGGAGGGAGAGUUGAUCUUGGGGACCUGUGUCCUGCUAUGCACCCUGAAUCAUGUUAUCCGAUGGCUCUGCUCCAUCUUCAUGUUGUUUUUCCAUUCGAGAGGUGACCAACAUCACGUGAAACUUCCCAGAGACGGGAUGGGGAUUUGAAGCCAGCCAGGAGGCAGUGUCCAGGGUCCCUGUGUCGAAGGGCACGUGCCUCCCUGGGUCUGGGCAGCCCUUCAGGGUGCACAAUAGGGUUGCUUUUUUUAGUAUCACUACUAAAUAUUCUUAAAUUGCCAAGACUUUCUGAGACAAAAAAGCAGACAGGAACCAGCCCUUUGAAUGGGUGUGAAAAUACUGUGGUUUCUGACAUGCUGCAGGGGACAGGAGGGGAGUCCCCAGAGUCAUGUCUAUAGGUCUGGUGCCUUCGUCCUCUUGCUCGGGACAGGCCUGGAUACUCAUCCUUCCUGCGUGCCCCCAACCUGGCCAAGUCUGCCACAACAGCAGCUGGCCGAGGAAAAGAGAGAGAGCUGCCUAUAUGUCCCUGCCUCGGUUUCCUCUCCAGCCUUGGGUCUGCAGGGGCAGUGGGCUUGCUCCCCUGUGUGUGGCACCUGGCCCGAGGGGGGCCCAGGGUUAGCUCCUCCCUAUGUCACCAGGAGAGUGGUUUGUGCCCUUGUUCUACUACUGCCCCUGGGGGUGACUAAGGACCUUGUCAGGGUGGCACCCCCACGUCACAGAUGACCCGAGGGUGAGGCACUGGCUCCCCACCCAGCUCUUAUAAAUGGGGACAGGCCAGCACUGUGUGGGGGUGCCUGGUCAGCUCCUUCCCCUCUAUGCACGCCCAACCCCCUCCUGAUGCCCUCCUGGGGGGUCAGGGCAGGUGCCAGCCCCUGAGGAUGGUGGGCUCUGAGACCCCUUGGGGGAAGACCCACGGCUUCCUUGACACUUGAGCAGAAUUCGGAAGUCUUGCAGCUGGCGGCACCCAGAAAUUGGCUGGCUUCCCAGCGAGGGUGAGCCCUUCAUGGGGGCACCCAGAGGGUCAAGCCCUUCUGUGGGAGUUCAGGGAGACCUCUAGGCUUCCCUAGGACAAGGGCCACAGGGUACAAGGAUGAGGUGAGGCACAUGUUGGGGGCCUUUCCCCCAAAGGACAUCCCUCUGUGAAUCCCUUCCUCCCUCUGGCCUGAGGGGCGUUGGGGGUAGAAGGGCCUCAAGCUGUCCUUCAUCCUCCUGUGGGGUCCUGGGCCAGGGUACCAGAGUCUCACAUCUGUGUUCCUGGCUUGAUUUUGGGGAGGGGCUGUGCCCCCAGGUGGACCAUCCCAAGGCCACGUGUCAUAGCGGGUGGCCGAGGCUGGGUGUCUGACGAACACCAUGAGACCCCCAUGCAGAGGGCGAGAGGCCUCAUGUCUGUCCAUCCUCUAUCCUGCAGGGACAGACCUUGGUCUGGGACUGCGCCUGGCACUGGCUGUGGCGGGGCAGGCCGGGAUAGGGGGAUUGGGGGCAGAUGCCAGCACAAGACCAUCCCUGUCCAGCUCUUAGGCCUGGUGAACCCGUCAGUGUGACCCCUGGGGGACUCAGAGGCACCGAGGGUGCGGGGGAGCAACCCACACCCCUGGUCCUCCAUGUCACUCGUGACCAAACGUUAAUCUAUGCACCUGCCCUGUCCGAAUCUGAGUUCCUUUCUGUGUUCCCAACAACGGCCAUCCCAGCACCCUAGCCCUGGCACAGGCUGAGUGAAGUGUGUGAUGCCUGGCAGUAUACUGGGGAUCCCUGUCUGUGUCCCUCCACCCCACUCCCAUCAGAGCAGCAGCCCCAGUCACCCUCACCAGGUCCUGGUGGAGCUGUGCGUCAGAGGAUGCGGGGGCCAGGACAUGGGGGACCCUCAGUGUGGGGGCUGGGACAUGGGAAUCCUCAAGUGUGGGGACCGGGAUGCAGGGAGACCUGGAGUGCAGGUGCCAGGAUGUGGGGGGACCCUCGGUGUGGGGGCCAGGAUAUGAGGCUUCUUCCUCAAUGCAGGGAUAGGACACAGGGCACCCUCAGCUUGGUGCUAUGGGUCAGCACUGAGGUCACUGGCCACUGCUCCUCUGGGUGGCACAGUGAGGAAGCUGGGGCCCUCUGGGGUGAUCGGGAAGCUGGGUACAUUUAUACCCCCAGUUCUCCCCGGGCCCUCACCUCUGGAGGUCUCCCAUGCUUGAAGGGGGUUGUGCAGCCACUAGGCAUCCUCCUGUCAGCUCCCGGGGUCCCCGCCUGGCUGGCAGUGGUCAGGGGUGAGGAGGGGUCCCAUAGCCCUGGGCAGGCACAGGCAGGCCUCACCUGAGUACUGGCUGUGGUCACUGUUCCCGUCAUAGCUCUGUAAGAGCAGAGAGGCGGGGUGACCUGCACCCCCAGGCCUGUCCAGUGGUGUCUGGCCCUACCAACUCCUGAGGGCAUAGGGGGCAGGACCAAGCCCAGCCAAGCGGGGCCCUUGGGUUUCCCAUGGUGGCUCAGACCUGCAGGUGGGGAGCAGGGACUGGAGUCAGGGUGACUGCUCCAGAGGGCUCCCUGCUGCAUGCAGGUGGCCUACGUCCCCGCUCACAGGGCACUGGGAUUUGGGGACAUUGAUGCUCAGCCUCACCCGGCCAGUACCCUGACCCGCAGGUCACCACCCACGUGCCACUCUUGGUAGGAACUCCCAGGGGCCGGGCGCCCCGCUGAUAUAUGCAAACCUGCGGCCUGUCCUCCCCCAGCAUGUACUCUGGCGGCGGGGCGGGCUGGCCGGCCGCUCUCCCUUGGCGCGGAUGCUUCUGUCUUUGUACCUUUGCAUCUUUGUAAUGAAAUGUAAUAAAACUCCAAUGUUUUCGUC